Trichophyton rubrum CBS 118892 is the source of this 2169-nucleotide messenger RNA. RefSeq lists its product as uncharacterized. The transcript is spliced from 4 exons. Gene Ontology annotation, molecular function: protein binding. Bases 1 to 2169 code for a protein of 722 amino acids. NCBI's taxonomy places the organism in Eukaryota, Fungi, Ascomycota, Eurotiomycetes, Onygenales, Arthrodermataceae. Gene Ontology annotation, cellular component: cell cortex of cell tip. The record is from RefSeq and is a predicted model, not a curated record.
AUGUCAUUCUCCAUGGCCCCAAAUGGGGCUGGGUCUCAGCAGCCAGCCCACCUCUCGUUGAACAGCAACGCUGGUGGUUUGUCUAACAACACUGCCCCUGGCUUGAAUCGUCCCCCCAACCAACACUCUUCCAACUACCACCUCAACGGCACUUCGACACCCACCUACCUCAUGCCCACUAGCCCGCCUAAGAGUCGCCGCGGAAGCAGUGACGGUAGCAGCCCUAAGCUGGAGACUGCGGUUGGACAGGUCCCAAUCUGUCUUGUAAAUGCUUCCAUAACGUACUGCGGAAAUAAUGAGAUCUAUGCCUUUGGAGGCUUCGACCAGGAGACGGAUGAGGUCUACAACCACGUCUUAAAAUUAGAUCUCACUACCCGGAGAUGGGCUCUAGUUGAUAACUUCGGGGACAUUCCUGGAGUUCGCAUGGGACAUACCGCGUCUUUCUACCAGGGUGACAAACUUAUCGUUUUUGGAGGAGAGAAUGAACGUCCUGAACACCUUAACGACGUUAUUGUAUUUGAUAUCAAAACUGCAACCUGGACAUCGCCCGAAAUCCGAGGGAAACCCCCACGAGGAAGAGCUCGACAUGCAUCCGUCAUCUACGAAGAUAAACUGUUUGUGAUCGGCGGUGUAACAGGGGAAUCAAACCUUAUACUCGACGAUAUCUGCUAUCUCGACCUCAAAACAUGGACGUGGUCCCGCACAUGGAGGUUUGUGGCUCGCUUCGACCAUGCUGCAUGGGUAUGGGGUGGUCGUCUCUGGGUUUUUGGUGGACUGGGUGCGGAUAUGGAGCGAUGCACAGAUCUGUGGUGGCUGGAUCUCAAGGGUACCCCAUCACUCGAGAGAAUCUCCUCGACAGAGCAAGACUCUCCAAAUAAUACUCCGCCAACGACUGGACGGUUGAACAGUUUCACUCCCAAUGCCGCUAACACCCAGAUCCGAUCAGCAAAUUCUCGUCGUAAACCGACUGCACCAGGUGCCAUAUCUUCCCUCAAGUUUCACUCAGGACCGUAUGUACCGGCUCUACGGUCUGGAACGCACUUCCACGUUUAUUCAUCGGGCCUACUCCUCGAUCUCGUCACACCCUCCGAAACAGUCAAACCCUGGGAAUGUAACCUGUCCACCAUGGAGAUGGACUCCCUACGCUGGCAGAAACUAGCAAGUGGCCAGGAGAUAUUCCCGGUUGAAAACCGCUGGCAUUACUGUACCAUUGAUGAAGCCGGAAGUACAGCCUGGCUGUUUGGCUCCAGCUCUGGAAACUUGGACCUUGGGGGAGAUAACCGACUCGAUGCCAUACUUACUAUCGAUCUUGAAAAGUACGGGGUAUUGGGCCGGGAAGCUACGGAGCAGAAUCGCAUCCUUGCCUCCGAGCGGCAAAAUACCCUGAGCAACCUCGGUGCUGGGCUUGCUUCGGUCUUUGACCAGCCCCCAGAGUCUGGUUGUGGGUCAGAUUUCAUUAUUACCGCAGAUAUGGACGAUGCUGAAUUCUCGUACGGCCAAUCUGAAGGGGACGAAAGAGCGCCAGAAUUUCUGCCAGAGGAUGCUGCAAGAUCUCCGCCGAUACACGUUCAUCGCAUCAUACUGUAUGCCCGAUGGCCUCACUUCCAACGCCUUUAUGCUGCGAAAAUGGCAGAAUACCACACGAACAGAAUGCACAUACCAGAGCCCUACCGUGUCGUCAGAGCAUUUCUCUACUAUCUAUACACAGAUUGUAUCUCUGGGGAUUCUGAAGUCAGCCCCAGCGUCCUCGAGGUUGCAGGCAUGCUAGUGAUGGCAAAUAUGUAUGACAUGCCAAAACUUAGACUUCUUUGCGUGAACCGCCUUAGCCGAGAACUCGAUGUCGAUACUGCAGCUAUUAUCUGGGAACGAGCUGGCCGCACUGAUGAAGACUGGCUCAGGCGCCGUGCUGCUUCCUUCUGUCUUGCAAACUGGGGUAGAAUCGUUCGCAGCGAAGGGUUCCGCUUGCUCAGCAAACAGAGUAUGAUCGACCUCUGCGAGGUUGUCGACACCGAAGCUCGAAUUCUGACUGGGCAUGAGGCUGAGUUGCGUGAUAUCCUCGCGGAAAGAUACGACGCCACGAGCCCAAGAAGACCACGAGUGGCCGUUGCUGCAGGAGGACUGGAAGACGACCUUGACAUCGACGAAGAGGACGGCAUGGAAAUCUCCUGA